GGCGGCUGUCACUGCUACGGGGUGGGUAGGGAGGAGAGGUCGUCACUGCUCCGGCGGGGUAGGCGGUCACUGCCCCAAGCUGGGGCGGGUGAGGAGAGGCUGUCACUGUCCCGGCCUGGCUGGUGGUGUCCCGGGCGGCCAAUCAGCGGCGGCAGCUCCUGAAUAUGGAAUGAGCCCGGGGCUGCGGCCCUUGUCAUGCGGGCCCGAGCGACGAGGGAACAGCGCGGCAGGGAGCGGGACACAAGAUGGCGACAGCCAUGUACCUGGAGCACUAUCUGGACAGUAUUGAAAACCUGCCCUGUGAUUUGCGAAGGAACUUCCAGCUGAUGCGUGAACUGGAUCAAAGAACAGAAGAUAAGAAAGCAGAAAUUGACAGCCUUGCAGCAGAGUACAUUUCAACAGUGAAGCACUUGUUGCCAGAGCAGCGGGUGGAGUACCUCCAGAAGAUUCAGAAUGCUUAUUGUAAAUGUAAAGAGUACAGUGAUGACAAAGUGCAGCUAGCCAUGCAGACCUAUGAGAUGGUGGAUAAACACAUCCGACGGCUGGAUGCAGACUUGGCACGAUUUGAAGCAGAUCUGAAGGAUAAGUUGGAAGGCAGUGACUUUGAAAGCCCUGGAGGUCGAGGCCUGAAAAAGGGACGAAGUCAAAAGGACAAGAGAGGCUCCCGGGGUCGAGGCAGGCGAACAUCUGAAGAAGAUACUCCAAAGAAGAAAAAACUAAAAGGAGGUUCUGAGUUUGCUGAUACCAUCCUGUCUGUUCACCCCUCGGAUGUCCUAGACAUGCCAGUGGAUCCCAAUGAGCCCACAUAUUGCUUGUGCCACCAGGUGUCCUAUGGAGAAAUGAUUGGCUGUGACAAUCCCGAUUGUCCAAUUGAGUGGUUUCACUUCGCUUGUGUGGACCUCACCACAAAACCAAAAGGAAAAUGGUUCUGUCCCCGUUGUGUUCAGGAAAGGAAGAAAAAGAACAUCCAUCAUGAACCACUGCUAAUAAAACAGAAGUCCACACAGCAGGAAUGUUUUAAAAGGGACAUCUUGCUUGUUUGGUGAGAGAUCUGCAUGCUUUUGAUUUGAGUUGCCUUUCAGGUUGACAGAUAAAAUGUGAAUCUUGCUAUCAUUAGGGAGUCAUACCCUACAGUGGAAGGAAGACAGAAAUCCAAGAGGAAGAAAAGAAAAUAUUCCAUAUAAGUCAUAGAAUCAUAGAUUAUUAGGGUUGGAAGGGACCUCAAGAGAUCAUCUACUCCAACCCCCUGCUCAAAGCAGGACCAAUCCCCAAAUGGUCUCCUCAAGGAUUGAACUCACAACCCUGGCUUUAGCAGGCCAAUGCUCAAACCACUGAGCUAUAAGUCCCUUAUUCUCUUCCUCUCCUCCCUCACUACUGAGCUAUGCUUGGUGUAGGAACUGAGAAGAGAGGUAAAGAUGGGUUUGUUACUUUUGUACUUUCCAUAUUCUGGGAUUCCACUACCUAUGGCCACCAGUGGCUGUAAUGGUGUAGCCCACUGUAUAGACCACUGGCAUGUCAGAAAGGGGCUGCAGUAUAACAGAAUCAGGCCCACAGUAUUACAACAAAACAGAACAAUUAAUUCAAAAGACACGCUUAUAUAGCACAAUUCUAGUUGAAAAAACAAACAAGAUAGUCUUUCUGUUACAGGAGGACCAGUGAUUGGUGCCCUUUGUGUGCAUUUUGUGAUGCAAGAAUGUAAAACACAACUCCUGCUAAGUCUCCUUUCUUGCAGUCAUGCUAUUUGCAUUUGGCUUUGUAGGAGGUAGCAGUUAAACAAAAAUGUCAUAGAAAACCCCUCUUGGUAUUAGUGUAGUUAUCUGUGAAUGUAUUUUGAUUGUCGCAUCAGCUGUGGAAAAAAGUGUCUCCGGAGUUCUGUAGUUUAAAAUCACUCCAUAUGGUAUAUAUGAAGUUUUCAUGUUCACAGGACUAUGGUUUUUGCCAUUUUAAAACAAACACAGCAAAAAUAUGCACACAGAACUUAGCAACAGAUUGUUGGAGGGAAGCGGGGAGAAAGCACAAUUGCACAAAGCUGGAUCUGGGAAUGUAGUCAGCCCUUUUUUAUGUCUCAUCGCAGAGUGUAAGAAGAGACUCUGCCUCUGUCUGGAGAGUAAACCUUUUCGCAAAUCAGCAUGUAGUAAAGUAGCCAGUGAAAAACCCAUACCUCAUUAUCCUGUUACACUGGAUUACAAGUAGGAGUGUCACUGUUUUGAAGAUUGUAAUACUGAUGAAGACUCAAGCUCCAUUUCCCCAUCUAUCCAAUGAUACAAUAUUGUAGGCAACACUUAUUUAAAAAAAAAAAUACUUUGUGAAAUAACCAUAAAUUGUAAUUGUUUGGUUAAACUGAUUCUCAAAAGCCAACACAUCUCUUUGGAGGUGUUGCUGCAUAACCAAGAAGUUAUAGAUCUAUCAAUGCAAAGCUGAUUACCAUAAACUUAGAGAAAGUUGCUUAGGGCAGCAAAUUAUUUAGUGAUUUUUGUCUGGGUGGCUGUAGCCUGGAAGAAUGGAUGCUUUCUAUUUUAACCAGGGAAGCUAAAGACCUAGAGUUAGCACUAUGUUCUCAGUCCUAAGAAUGAAAGGUAUCUAUGGGGACCACGAACACUAGAUAAGAUGACAGAUGUCCUUUGGCACGCAACCUCUCAAAUGUAUCAGAUCAUCUGAGUUGGAACAGAGUUUGAACAAUAAAGAGUGUGUUCCAUAUGGGAGAGCUAACAAACAGAGGUUCUAAUAGUUAAAGUUAUCACAGAUUUAAUAGUAUCUGUUUGCCCAUUCAUUUCUGGGUUUAGAGUUUUUUGCUCCUCUUUAGACAGGAAGAUCAGUAGCCUUGAUCUUGGUCAUUAAAGAAUUUUGAAGUCCUGUAUUUUGAAUGUGCAGUGUUAAAUACACAUUACCUUUGUGGAGAGGGAUGGACAGAACUGUGAGAGAUUUAAAAGGAAUGUUCCACUAAAGAUUAUCAAGAAAAGCUUUUUCAGACACCUGUAUAUUUUGUGGUGGUCAGCUUUAUCACAAUUCAUCCAAAUUGGAGAUGAUGUAACUUUAACCUGAAUGUUAUGUUUUAUUCUCAAAGGAAUUAGCUAUGUUCCCUUUGUAAAUGGAAGAGAAUAUUAUAAAUCUUUUUAUUAAAAAAUGUAAAAAUGUAUAGCAGUAUUUUUUGAUUAUGUUAUAGA
Molecule: messenger RNA, 3164 nt
Organism: Mauremys reevesii (Reeves's turtle)
Lineage: Eukaryota; Metazoa; Chordata; Testudines; Geoemydidae
Gene: ING5
Product: inhibitor of growth family member 5
Exons: 10
Coding region: 246-1046 (266 amino acids)
Biological process (GO): positive regulation of DNA-templated transcription; positive regulation of apoptotic signaling pathway
Cellular component (GO): nucleus
Molecular function (GO): chromatin binding
Source: RefSeq, a predicted model, not a curated record